Cucumis melo (muskmelon) is the source of this 576-nucleotide messenger RNA. Its product is annotated as cysteine proteinase inhibitor 5-like. The transcript has a single exon. NCBI's taxonomy places the organism in Eukaryota, Viridiplantae, Streptophyta, Magnoliopsida, Cucurbitales, Cucurbitaceae. Gene Ontology annotation, molecular function: cysteine-type endopeptidase inhibitor activity. The record is from RefSeq and is a predicted model, not a curated record. The coding region runs from base 54 to 362 and encodes 102 amino acids.
CAUUCCAUAUAGUAAUAAGUUUGUUAAUAUCACAAGUAAGUAAAAGAUCUAAAAUGGCUUCUGAUCCAGUGCCUGGCGCCGGUGGCUAUACUCCAGUUAAGGAUCCUCAAAGUCCACGCAUGAAAGAAUUAGCAGAAUGGGCAGUAGCAGAUUACAACAAAAAAGAAGGAACACACUUGAGGUUCGUUUGUAUAUUGGAGUGCGAGUCGCAGAUUGUGGAAGGAGUCAACUACCGCUUUAUCUUGAAGGCUACUGAUGAAAAGGAUAACGAAGGAAACUAUGAGGCUAUUGUCUGGGAGAAAACAUGGGAGGAUUUCAAGGAGUUGGUUUACUUUAAGCAACUUUUAUUGGCUGAAUCAUGAAUAUAAGAAAACUCCUACUUUCGAUUUACCUGCUUUUAUGCAUUAUAUGUAUGUGUGGCAUACUUCCCCUUUAUGGUCCAUCCAUAUAAUGGGAUAAUAAAAUAAAAGCUAUCUUUGGCUUAGUUGCACUACCUAGUGCAAAGUUGUGGACUAGUUAAGUCGAUAAUUAUUAUCUGAAUUUGGGAUACAAUGGAGGUGAGAGUGAAAUUGUGUU